This is a messenger RNA of Rhinichthys klamathensis goyatoka, 471 nucleotides long. It is a transcript of the gene gtf2h5, whose product is annotated as general transcription factor IIH, polypeptide 5. NCBI's taxonomy places the organism in Eukaryota, Metazoa, Chordata, Actinopteri, Cypriniformes, Leuciscidae. The transcript has 3 exons. Bases 130 to 345 code for a protein of 71 amino acids. Gene Ontology annotation, biological process: nucleotide-excision repair, preincision complex assembly; transcription by RNA polymerase II; nucleotide-excision repair. The record is from RefSeq and is a predicted model, not a curated record. Gene Ontology annotation, cellular component: transcription factor TFIIH core complex; transcription factor TFIIH holo complex.
UCAUUUUGUUAUUUUCCUGAAAAUUUUGGUUUGUAAAUUCACAAGAUAGGCGUAUGCGUUUGGAGAGACGCACAAUAGAAACAGACGCUUUAACUGAAGGAACAGCAGUGUUAUCACAUCCCGUCAAAAAUGGUUAACGUCUUAAAAGGAGUUCUCGUUGAAUGUGACCCAGCUAUGAAGCAAUUUCUUCUAUAUCUGGAUGAGACGUCAGCGUUGGGGAAGAAAUUCAUCAUCCAGGAUUUGGAUGACACGCAUGUUUUCAUCCUAGCUGAAGUUGUGCAGAUUCUCCAGGAGCGAGUAGGAGAACUGAUGGACCAGAAUUCAUUUCCCAUCACCCAGAAAUAAACGCCUGCAUCUGACAGCAGACCCUACAGUAUGUGAGAGCAGAUGGAUGUGGAGAUUCUUCCAGCACAAUUGCACAAACACAAUUGCGCAACUGAAAUAUAUAGAUGACUGCCCACCAGAAUGAUG